Messenger RNA from Paramisgurnus dabryanus, 5924 nucleotides. RefSeq names its product ubiquitin specific peptidase 46 (gene usp46). Gene Ontology annotation, molecular function: cysteine-type deubiquitinase activity. Gene Ontology annotation, biological process: protein deubiquitination. The record is from RefSeq and is a predicted model, not a curated record. Gene Ontology annotation, cellular component: nucleus; cytosol. Lineage: Eukaryota; Metazoa; Chordata; Actinopteri; Cypriniformes; Cobitidae.
CGGGGAUUGAUCGAUAAUCCAGGAUUGACCAUGAAGGAACCAACUAGAUGAAAGCUGAAGACGUUUAUUUUUCGUUUUGGUUGCAUUGGGGAUUGAAUGGUCACUGAUUGCUGUCCUCGGCUGGGAUUGCAUAUUGGCCUGUCAGUGCUUCUUUUACAAUCAUGUUUAUUUCAUAAAGAUGGCAACGAGGGUCACCUUAUAAACUAAAUGACUGUCAGAAAUAUCGCCUCCAUUUGUAAUAUGGGCACCAAUGCCUCUGCUCUGGAGAAAGACAUUGGUCCAGAGCAGUUUCCCAUUAAUGAACACUACUUUGGUUUGGUCAAUUUUGGAAACACGUGUUACUGUAACUCGGUGUUGCAGGCUCUGUAUUUCUGCCGGCCGUUUAGGGAGAAUGUGUUGGCGUAUAAAGUCCAGCAGAAGAAGAAGGAGAACCUUCUCACCUGUCUGGCCGACCUCUUCCACAGCAUCACCACACAGAAGAAGAAAGUUGGGGUGAUCCCUCCUAAGAAGUUCAUCUCGCGUCUGCGAAAGGAGAAUGACCUGUUUGAUAACUACAUGCAACAGGAUGCCCACGAGUUCCUGAACUACCUGCUAAACACAGUGGCUGACAUCUUGCAAGAAGAAAAGAAACAGGAGAAACAAAAUGGUCGGCUAAAGAACAAUGGCACUGCCAUCCCCACUGAAACCGAGCCAGAACCGAACAAAACUGACUCCACGUGGGUUCACGAUAUCUUCCAGGGGACGCUGACCAAUGAGACGCGCUGUCUCAACUGUGAGACGGUCAGUAGCAAAGACGAAGACUUUUUGGAUUUGUCUGUAGAUGUUGAGCAGAACACUUCAAUAACACACUGUCUCAGGGACUUCAGUAAUACAGAGACCCUGUGCAGUGAAUAUAAAUACUACUGUGAGAUGUGCUGUAGCAAACAAGAGGCACAGAAACGCAUGUGUGUAAAGAAGCUACCUAUGAUCUUGGCUCUCCAUUUAAAACGUUUUAAGUACAUGGAGCAGCUGCAUCGCUACACUAAACUGAGCUAUCGGGUGGUUUUCCCGCUGGAGCUCCGCCUCUUUAACACCUCCGGGGACGCCAUCAAUCUCGACCGCAUGUACGACCUUGUCGCUGUGGUUGUGCACUGUGGCAGUGGGCCAAACAGAGGGCAUUACAUCACCAUUGUCAAAAGUCACGGCUUCUGGUUGCUGUUCGAUGAUGACAUAGUGGAGAAAAUUGAUGCGCAGGCGAUAGAAGAGUUUUACGGUUUGACAUCUGACAUUUCCAAGAAUUCCGAGUCUGGAUACAUCCUGUUCUAUCAAUCCAGAGAGUGAAGGAACAAAGUGGGAAAUAGAUUUGUGGAGGAAAGAGAGCGGCAAAUGCACAUGCCAUCCACUAAAUCCCUUUCUUCAUCUCAUACUCAGGGUCUCCAGUUUAGACUGGGUGCCAAAAGCCCUCUGGAACCCAUUUGCCAAACCUACUUUUCCCAGAAAUCCUAUUUUCCCAAUCACGCUGCAUUCUGGGUAAUAACAUACUUCAAUCUGACCCUCAAGUCAGUCACCUGCAUCUGGAAGGCACUUUAUAAACAAAAUCAAUAAUAAAUAACACAAAAGCAACACUAACCACAACAUAUUCAACUACAACACUCAUCAAAACUUGAAGGAAUUAAACGCUACAAAAGGAGCAAAAACAAGCUCCUAAGUCCUGGUACUCAAGCUAAUUCAAUUCCCAGGAAAGUGCCUCUCAUCCUGGGUGUACGAAACUAAGAGGGCUUCUCUCUUGAUCCCUGGUUUAGGGUUAGCAAUCAGAGACCCAGUUUAGGAUCACUUUAGAUGUUUUUGUACUGUGUUACACAUCCGUCAGUUUUAAUUUAUUAUACUCAUACAUUGAGUCCUAACAGCAUAAAGAGCUAAAGGGCAGUAUGCACUGUGUGAUUUAGGUAUGUUGUGGAUGGGAAUUUGGACUUGGGGGAAUGUUUGUGAGUGCAUUUGUUGUACGUAUUUCAGAAAUAAUAUUCAACAAAAAUGAUCCCAAGUUGUCACUAGGGCAGUACCCUUUACAAAGUUCCUAAUAUUGGUACCAUUCAGGUACUAAUAUGUACCUUUAGUGUACAAAUAUGUACCUUUUGAGGUGCUAGUAUGCACCCUUUGGUAGCGAUAUGUACAUCUGAGGUACUAACAUUAACUUUUUAGGUGCAAAAGUGUAUUUGUUUAAAAGGGCAGUGAGAGUAAGGAACCAUUUUUGACUUUUUUUGACAGCAUAUGUGCAUUGGAUUGGUAAACGUGAACUGCUGCUCUUUCACACAGAAAUAGGUUGUGCAACAAGUUAAAAGUUUGAACUAGUGACUAAAGUUUUUCCUGCCUUACAUCUUUUUAUCCUACUGAAAGGUCUGUUCUCUUCGGGUAACAAUGAAAAAGCCUAUUGUAGUCCAAAUGCUGCUUCUCUCUUCUUUCCUUUCGUUGUUUAAUUCUUACUUAUCACUGUUGUUAUCUAAUGUUUAUCAUAGGUAAUGUUCUUACAUUGAAGUGUGCUUUAGUAACCGCACAGUCAGCGCUGAUAGAGUUUAUCAGCUUUGCUGUUGUGUGCCCACCCAGUUUUGCGUGCCCAUUUGGCUUCUUCCCAGUAAGUGACAGUGAGACAUUCUGCAACUAUUCGACUUAGUUAAAAUUGAAAAUGAUUGAAAAUUAAGAAUAAUGUAGAAUUAAAGGUGCUCUAAGCGAAUUCACACGUUUUGGACCAUAAAACAUUUUUUGUUACAUACAACAAACAUCUCCUCACUAUCUGCUUGCUACCUGACCGCUGAUCAAACUGUAAAAAACGCGAUCUCUGUAGACAGCCCAGGCUCCACAAACUUCAAUAUAAACACAGUGGCCAAACCUAGCACCACGAAACAAAACAAAGUGUUCCAGCCAAUAAACGACAAGAAGGAUUUGGUGGUGGGGGUUGGGCGCGUUCAUGAAAGCACGGAGGGAGGGGGAGGAGUUAGCUACGCUCCAUUUGUUUGAAAACCGUUCAAACAUCAACAAAAAGUGACGUCUCUCAGAUUCGCUUAGAGUGCCUUUAAAAGAUUUGUCGAAAAGUAUACUUACCCGUACAUUUCUGCUUUGGUCGGGACUAAAGUAUAGUGCUCAGACUGCAAUUCAAAUCAUUUAAUGGGAGUGAGGUGACGUGGCAUUUUUAUUUAAGCAUUACCAACUCUUUCACACAGAUCUGAGAUACAUUUUUUUCAUUGUUUGAGUAGGAAAAACUUGAAAUGGAACUGCAGGAUCCCUAAGGUUAGUACUGUACUACGGUCAGUAAAGAUUUUAUUACAGGAUACAUGACUAUUGCAAUAAGAAUGUGCAUUUAUUUAUGGAUGACAUAAUGACUUUUUAAGAUUAUUUUAUUGUUGGAAGAGCAUCAGGUGUCAGAGGAAGUCUAUGGACGAACUUAACAAAUGGUUUAACGUCGUAUAAUGUCGUACAGAAUGGGAAAGCUUGCUGGAAGGUGCAAUACAGGGAACCAAUGUUCAUUCCACACUGAUGGUCUUAUUUGACAAAAUAAUGUUUUUAAAAACAUCAACAAAAAGUUGGUACUUCUAAUCAGUGUAUGAGUUUUUUUUUAAAGACCAUGCUGUUUUGUUUAGGUAUACAGUAUAUUUAUGGUAUUGGUGGUAUACCAUUUUAUAUAUGGUAAUUAAACGGUUUACACAGUAGGAUACUCUGAGUAAAUGAAGUACAUGAUUUAUUUGUACUUUUAUAGUGGUUAGAAAACAACUGUCUAACAGUUUGAGAUUAAAUGGAGAGGGAAUCUAGACUUAAAGAUAAUCCAUUACUCCACUUUUGCUCUAGAACUUAUCUGUUAAAAAAAGCUAAAAAUAUAUACCCCACUUGUCACUGGGGCAGUCCCCUUUAAAACUUUCCUAAUAUGUACCAUUGGGUUCAGACUUGUAUGCAUUUUGUCCCAAUAUGUAUAUUUGAGAUACUAAUAUGUGACCCUGGACCACAAAACCAGUCAUAAGUAGUAAUUAGUAAUAUGUGUUGCUAAUGACUUAAUUUGGAAAACUUUAAAGACGAUUUUCUCAAUUUUUGAUUGGAAUCCAGAUUUUUAAAUAAAUUAGCUGCCAAAUAUUGUCCGAUCCUAACGCAUCAUAUAUCAUGGAAAACUUAUUUAUUCAACUUUCAGAUAGAAAGGAAAUGUAUCUAACAUAUGAAUCUUUGAGGUAAUAACUAAUAAGCUCUUUUUGCUACCAUUAUGUAUUAAUGAGGUACUAAUAUAUAAACUCCUGGGGUUUCAUUUAUAAAGUGUGUGUACGCAUUAAACAGGGCUGGAAAUGUGCAUAUGCCAUUUCCCACACAAAAAACAAACUUCCAGGAGAAUGGGCUUGAAGAGUGGGAUCUGGGGUCUCAUUUAUAAAACUGUGCGUAGGAUCCUUACUAAAAUUCUAAGUAUGCACAAAAGCCAAAAAUGGCAUGCGCUAAAAAAUAUUAAAACUUAUAAAAUAAAGAAAUGUUCCCUUUAAAUAAUAAAGUGUGUAUACAUGAAUUAUCCUCAGAUCCCACCCUUAAAGCCCAUUUUCCUGUCAAGUUUGUUUUUUAUAGAUCACAACCUUUGCAUGGGAAAUAAGGUAUGCACGUUUCCAGACCAGUUUUGAGCGUAUGCACGCUUUAUAAAUAAGAUCCCUUAGGUGCAAACUUGCACUAUUUGAAAGGGUACUGCCACAGCGACAACUAGCGUACGUAUUUUGACUUUUUUUUACAGUGAGCUCUGUAAUACUGUGACUUUACACUCCUCAAACACAUUGUUUAUUACAUUGUAACAUAUGUAUUUACAUGAAUGACUCGCUACAUGCAAUAUAGUGUGUGUGAUCACUGUGUAACAACACAAUGUGAGACUGACUAUGCAUUGUUUUUUUAAGUUAUUUGUCCUGUUUGUUAAACAGAUGCUGACUGACUUAGUUUUUGGGUGGUAGGUUUUUGCAUUUGCAUUGUUUUACUUUUUAAGUGUGGUGUAGAGAGCGCAUGUGGGGGUUUUAGUGGUUCUACAACUACAUUUAUUUCCAUAUGCCCACUUUUUUAUGUUCUUUUGGUUUGGAUUUGAGAUCAAAAUGUGCCAAAAUUACUAUGGGAAAUUCUCUCAAAAGAGAGAAAUAAAUUGUCACUUGUAUGUCAUGAAACUGCAUAUAAACAAUAUGCAGACAUAUUGGUUCAAAAGAAGUUAUACUUUUCUAAUCAUUAAAUAAUACUAUUAAAAAGAGGACCUAUUAUUAUGCUAAUGAAGAAAUUGAAAGCUGUUAAGACUCUCUCCCACACUCAGAAAAAAAGGUACAAAAGUUGUCACUGGAAUGGUACCUUUUAAAUAGAUCCUAAAAUCUACUAUUUUGGUACAGAUAUACCUUUGAGGUACCAAUAUACAAAAGUGUACUGUUUGAAACGGUACCACCCUAGUGACAACUUAAAUUCGUGUACCUUUUUUCUGACAGAAAGACGUGCUUUCAGGCAGGUCCGUUAUGGUGAUUGGGUCAAUUAAAGUUACUUUUGUAGAAUAACUUAUGAUGAAAUCAAUGAUUUGUGCUUACAUUUCAAUGAGAAGUACUGUAACUGCUUAAUACUGUGGAUUGAAUCCAUACGCACAUACAUAAACAUCUCUGUACGUUCGACGGUUAAUGAAUCAUUUUACACAGUUAUUACAAUUACACACCUUAUAUGCAAAAACGCACCUGUGUAUGUUUUGUCCUCUUUUAAUAUGAGUGUGUAUUUUUGUACGUCCACAGAGGAGAUGUCUAAUGAUGUGUUUGUUUGUGUCUAAGAGAGACAAACCAGGACUUAAUCUCUAAUGGAAAGUGUGAUAACUGUAAGUGCACUUUAUCAUAGCAGAACCAAAAAGGGUUCUCCUAGGAACUGAAAUCCUGAGACUUUUGGUUUAUUUUCCUCUCCUCAAUAAAUAAAAUGCAACUUUA